AGUGUCUGCCUCUUUCUGUCUCAGACAUUUCCUCCCUACAUUCAGGACCCCUCUCUCUGCACAUCUCUUAUCAGUGACCUUAUCAAAGCUUUGCUCAGCCGCCUUCCUCUGGGAGGUGCUGGAAAAGCCAGCAAAGGGGAAUUUACCAGGAGGAUAAUGACCAAAAGUUCAGCGUCCAGUCAUUCUACAUAACUGUUUUUCUUCUUCUUCAAAAACAAAUAGAGUGGAGUACAGCUACUUCAGAUCAGGGUGUCCCCUUGGCUGUUUUGGUGAUAGAAGAUGGGGAGGCAUCGGUUGUUACCGUUGUGUGCCCUCCUGGCCGUCCUGUUUGCAGGGCUGCUCCCUAACCUUGAGGCUCAGGAAGUCGUGGUUGUCGGAAAACGAGACAUCAUUUUCCUAAUCGAUAGUACAAUGGGUGCAGUGAUCAUCAAUUCCGUACGUGAAUUCAUCAAGCGGUUCGUCGAAAUCAUGCCGAUUGGUCCAGACCAAGUUCAAGUGGGUGUGGCCCAGUUCAGCAAUAUCCCUCGACUUGAGAUGGAUCUCAACUCCUACGGAUCCAGGGAGCAAUUAAUUGCUGCUUUGGGCGCUAUCAAACCAAGAUCUGGACAGUCAAUUAACAUUGGAGCAGCCUUGGACUAUGUGAGGACAAAUAUGCUGCGGCCUGAGAAGGGCAGUCGUAUUCAACAGGGGAUACCCCAGGUUUUACUGUUGAUGACCAGUAAAAAGUCCAGUGACAGUGUGGAGGCACCUGCUAUUGCACUGCAGCAACUGGGAGUGUUGACUCUAGCUGCAGGCUCCAAAACUGCUGAGGAGCAGGAGUUGCGUCAGAUUGCCUUUGCUGACAGCGUUGCCUUCUAUAUGAAGGACUUCCGUGCAUUGGCUCGCAACCCAAAGGCAAUUAUUAAUGCCCUCUCCACUCUAGCUGGGGUAGUGGUGACUGAAGUACCCACCGAGCCAGUGGUGGAGAUAACCACAGUGCAGACUCAAAAAGUGGUCAGAGACAUUGUCUUCCUUGUGGAUGGCUCAAAUUACAUUGGCAGCACUAACUUUCCCUACAUGAGAGACUUCAUUAUCAACGUGGUCAACCAGCUGGAAGUACGUCCUGACAGGGUCCAGAUUGGUCUCCUGCAGUUUGCUGACCGUCCAAAAACUGAAUUUUAUCUUAACAGCUACAGCAGCAGGCAAGAUGUUGUGAAUAAAAUAUCUCAACUCAGACUCACUGGAGGCUCAGUUUUGAAUACAGGAACUGCCAUGAAUUAUGCCCUUGAAAACAUGUUCAAGACAUCAACUGGCUCACGCAGGAGGCAGGGAGUCCAGCAAGUGUUGGUUCUGAUCACAGGUGGUCCAGCUCAGGAUCAGGUUAAAUCUGUAGCCGAUAAAUUGGCUCUGGCUGGUGUUUUGACCUUCACAGUGAGUUCUGGCCAAGCAGAUGAAGCCCUAAUGAAAGCAGUUGCCUUUGUUCCAGAUUUGGCUUACCAUGAAACAAGCUUCUCUAAUUUGCCAGCUAUGGCUGAACUAAUCAUGCCAAAGUUGAUAACCGUGGUUGGUGAUACAGAUGUGACAUCAACGUUCCUAGAGGAAACUUUUGUUCCUGGAGCUGAAAGGGAUGUUGCCUUUCUCAUUGAUGGCACAGACAAUGUUCGAGAAGAUUUUUCCUACAUCAAGGAUUUUAUCAUUAAAGUCAUUGAACCACUUGACAUUGGGAUUGACAGGGUGCGAGUGUCAGUGGUUCAACACAGCAAUAGGCCAACUCCAACUUUCUACCUUAACACUUUCCAAACUAAAGAUGAGGUAAUAAGAGCUGUCAACGAAAUGACUCUGUUUGGUGGACGUAGCCUAAACACAGGAACUGCUCUGAGAUUCAUGAAGGACACCAUCUUAUCUGAAAGGCAUGGUAGCCGUGCGGCACAAAAUGUCCCUCAGUUUCUGAUAGUUUUGACUGGAGGCAGGUCCAGGGAUAACGUGAAGGAUCCUGCUGGUGCGCUGAAAACCGGGGGAGUCGUACCGUUUGGUGUUGGUGUCAGGGAUGCAGACCCAAGGCAGAUUGAGGCCAUUUCCCACAACCCUUCCUUUGCCUUCAAUGUGAGAGAAUUCAGUGAGCUUAGCACCGUGCCACAAAAGCUCAAUAACUACGUAAGCCUUCCAAGGGAACAGCUGACCCUAGUUCUACAGCAAGGGAGCAAUAAGAGGGACAUAGUGUUUCUCCUUGAUGGGUCGGAUGACUCCAGAAAUGGACUACCAGCUAUCCGUGAGUUCAUCCGAAGAAUGGUGGAAGAGCUGGACAUUGCCGAAGAUAAGGUUCGAGUGUCAGUCGUACAGUAUAGUGAUGACACCACAGUUUACUUCAACCUGAAAACUCACAGAUCAAAAAAGGCUAUCAUCUAUGCUGUAAGAAGUCUCCGCCAUAAAGGAGGAAGACCUCGGAACACUGGAGCUGCGCUACAGUUUGUGCGAGACCAUGUUUUCAUGGCUUCAUCUGGGAGCAGGCGCAUGCAGGGAGUCCCUCAGAUUCUAUUUUUACUGACUGGUGGCAAAUCCAAUGACGAUGUUUCAGGAGCAGCAUUAGACCUAAAACAUUUUGGUGUUCUAUCUUUCGCCAUUGGAAUGAAAAACGCUAAGCUGGAGGAGCUUCAAAAAAUUGCCUUCUCCUCCAGAUUUCUUUUCAACCUUCCUGUCUUUGGUGAACUUUUGUCCAUUCAGCCGGAGAUAGCAGCAUUUGUCCAGGCUGAAAUACAAAUUGAGCCUCCCACUGUUGUAGUUGAAUUAGAGUCCCCUCAAAGAGACAUAGUGUUUCUAUUGGAUGGGUCGGACGACACACGGAAUAGCUUCCCAGCAAUGAAAGGUUUUAUCCAAAAAGUGGUAGAAACACUCAGUGUUGGUGAGAACAAAGACCGUGUGUCUGUGGUCCAGUAUAGCAGAAAUCCACAGACAUAUUUCAGUUUGAACACCUACAAAGAAAAACAAAAUGUUCUUGCUGCUGUCCAGCAACUGAACCAUAAAGGGGGCAGACCCCUCAACACCGGGGCAGCUCUCGACUAUGUAAGGACAAAUGCUUUUGCUGAUUCCUCUGGAAGUCGGAAUAAAGACGGUGUCCCUCAGAUAUUGAUUCUGUUGACUGCGGGAAGAUCUCAAGAUGAUGUUGCAAGUGCCGCUGUGGCUCUAAAACAGGACAAAGUUGUUCCAUUCUGUGUAGGAACAAGAAAUGCAGACAUACUCGAGCUCCAAAUGAUUGCACAUAACCCUUCUUAUGCUUUCUCUGUGCUUCAAUUUGAUGAUAUUGGGAGCAUCCAUCAACAACUUGUGUCAUUUGUGAAAAGGGUGCCUCGACAACAGCCAAGACUAAAACCACAGAAUGUAUUAGAUCCCAACAGAAGAGACGUUGUUUUUUUGCUCGAUGGUUCAGAUGAUUCUCUGCGAAGAUUCCCAGAUAUUAAAGAUUUUGUGCAGAGAAUAGUGACGGACCUGAAUAUUGAUGCAAACAAAGAUCGCGUGGCUGUGGUCCAGUACAGCAACACAGCAGAGAUUGAUUUUAACUUGAGACGUUACUCAAGAGAGGAUAAUGUUCUUGAUGCAGUAAGAGGCCUCAGUCACAAAGGAGGUUAUUCUCACAACAUUGGAGCAGCUCUCCAGUAUGUGAAGGACCAUUUGGAGGCAGACGUGCCGAAUCAGUCCCUCAAUAUCUGUAUGUAUUUAGUGGAGGGAGAUCAGGGGAUGAUGUCAGAGGACCAGCACAGUCACUCAAAGAAAAUGGGAUAA
Messenger RNA from Cottoperca gobio, 3756 nucleotides. Its product is annotated as collagen alpha-3(VI) chain-like. The coding region runs from base 280 to 3756 and encodes 1158 amino acids. Lineage: Eukaryota; Metazoa; Chordata; Actinopteri; Perciformes; Bovichtidae. The record is from RefSeq and is a predicted model, not a curated record. The transcript is spliced from 9 exons.